GGCGAUAACCUGACACAAAAUCUGGACUAUUAGUUACUGUUGCAAUAGAUACCUUUGACCUUGGAAUACAUCAACAGGUUUUGCCGCCGCCCGGGAAUUGCCAGUUGUCGUCGGCCAGAUAUACAUAAGUAAGGCAAGACGAGUUGGACUUGAGUCGAGUCUUGACUGCUGCGGUGUGCUUCUCCGGUCCGCCUCCUUAACACAAGAUCUGUAACUGUUUAUCAGUACCUGGCAUACGCUGUGAACUUACGUAUUGAUCGAAAAUGAAACUGUCUGUUGUCUUCACCGUCUUGUUGGUUGGGGUAAUGACGUCAUCGCUACUUCCCACUUGUGAAGCUCAGGGCUGGGAAGUUGUGGCGGCUGCAGUUGCCGAAAAGAUUGCUGGCCUCUGGGUGGAUGACCACAUGACAUUCUUGGGACACACUUGUCAGUACAGUGUUAAUCCUAAAAUCAAAAAGUUGCAACUCUACUUCAAGGGCCGGAUGUGGUGCCCAGGAUGGACUUCUAUCAGAGGAGAAGCUGAGACCCGCAGCCGGUCAGGAGUCGUCACCAAAACGACCCAAGAUUUCGUGAGGAAAGCCUUCGAGUCCGGCAUCGUGACAGAAGAGCAAGCAAGGGCUUGGCUUAACAACAAGUAGAACAAAUUUCCUCCACCAUCCUCUAAGAAUAUUCUUCGCUUCAUAGGACGAUCAUCAGGUUUCAUUUCUCAUUUAUGAAUCCAGAGGUUUCCCUUUCUGAAAUGUUACUAAAUGGCACGAUCAAGAGGCCGCUGGAUUUUUUUAUUUUUUUUAACCUCAUUGCAUUUAACGUUCUUCCUGGAAACAGGAAUUCACUCAUAACCUGUCUCAUUCUACGAAUUGAACUUGCUAUGGAGCCAGCUCGUCUCGGUGUCCCCACCAAAAGUGAUGUUCGAGAUAAUAUUGCCAUUAAAUAAAAUUACCCACUAGUC
Molecule: messenger RNA, 949 nt
Organism: Macrobrachium nipponense
Lineage: Eukaryota; Metazoa; Arthropoda; Malacostraca; Decapoda; Palaemonidae
Product: anti-lipopolysaccharide factor-like
Exons: 5
Coding region: 264-638 (124 amino acids)
Source: RefSeq, a predicted model, not a curated record